AUGUCAAGACCGGAGCUCCAGGCACCUCCAGAGAUCUAUUACGGCGAUGCUGAAGCCAAAAAAUACACGCAAAACACACGGAAUCAGCAAAUCCAAAGAGACAUGACCUACAGAGCCCUCGAGCUUUUGGCCUUGCCAUCAGACCAACCAGCCUUUCUAUUGGACAUUGGAUGCGGUUCCGGACUAUCAGGAGAGAUCUUAGAUGAGGAAGGUUAUGUUUGGGCUGGUGUGGACAUCGCGCCGAGUAUGCUCGAGGUUGCUCUUGAGCGAGAAGUAGAGGGAGAUCUCUUUCUGCAAGACAUCGGACAAGGGUUCGGUUUCCGACCUGGAAGCUUUGAUGGAGCAAUUAGCAUUUCAGUUCUUCAAUGGCUGCUGAAUGCCGAAACAUCACAUCCUACCUCGUCACCCCCGCACCGCCUAAAUCGAUUUUUUACAACCCUUCAUUCCGCCUUGCGGAAUCCAUCACGAGUCGUACUACAAUUCUACCCUUCGUCAGAUGACCAAAUUCAACUCAUUACUUCGGUAGCCCAAAAGGCUGGUUUCGGUGGGGGUAUAGUUGUCGAUUAUCCAAAUUCGAAAAAGGCUCGGAAGGUUUUCCUGUGUCUGCUUGUCGGUGGUGGCGUCGGGCAACAACAGGUUCCACAGGGUCUCCAGGGUGAGGAAGAAGAGGACAGCAAAGCUAGAUGUGAACGGCGACGCGAGCGAGAGAAACUGCGAACGAAGAGCGGAAAACGGAAGAGCGUAAAGGACAAGGAUUGGAUCUUGAAAAAGAAAGAGCUGUACCGCAAGCGCGGUAAAGAAGGAGUUCCUAACGAUUCCAAAUAUACUGGGAGGAAAAGAAGAGCGGUGUUUUAG
This is a messenger RNA of Cyclocybe aegerita, 855 nucleotides long. NCBI's taxonomy places the organism in Eukaryota, Fungi, Basidiomycota, Agaricomycetes, Agaricales, Hemipholiotaceae. The record is from the annotation of a GenBank genome assembly.